CCAUGUUUAUCUCCAGACUUUCCAUCCUCGCCUGCGCGUCGGGCGUGCUUUUCGCAUCCGCGCUCGGCGCUCCUCAUGAGAGUCACGAUCACUCGAUGGAGAAGCGCCUGCCUUCUACUUGGGAUCAUCCGGUCGACCAUCCUGCCUAUGCUUUGUUCAGGCGCGGCGCCGCGACCGACGGAGCAACAUACCCUCAGGUCGGCUCCUCUACAUGGGCAGCGGCGUACCCCUCGAGCACUCCUGAUCCGGCAUCAGUGCCCAAGGCGUGGUCCGACGCUCUGAAUGCGGCUGUAGCUGCAGGAAAAAUACCGGACAUACCGCCGUCCUCGAUCGCGACAGGAAAUCCCGUCUAUCCGAACGGCUUUGAUCCCAACGGCCAGGUUGUCUGCUCUGCUACCUACAAAUGCCGCAACGCCGGCGACAUCUGGGAUGCUCCCGAAGGCGUCUUCGGCUCUGGUUUCGACGAUGGACCCCUUCCGACGUCCGAACCUUUAUACGACUUCCUGGCGAACAACAGCGUCCAUGCGACGCACUUCAUGAUCGGCGUGAACAUCCUUUACAACCCGACCGUCUUCUCGAAGGCUUUCAACAACGGGGAUGAUAUUGCUGUUCAUACCUGGACUCACCCGUACAUGACCACGCUCUCAAACGCGGACGUCGUCGCUCAACUCGGCUAUACCAUGGCGAUCAUCCAUGAUUCGACCGGAGGCCGCCUGCCCCGUUACUGGCGCCCGCCCUACGGUGACUCUGAUAACCGCGUCCGCGCCAUCGCUGCAGAGGUAUUUGGUCUGCAAACCAUCAUCUGGAACCAAGACACCGAAGACUGGAGCCUCACGAGCGGCGGCACUACUCCAGAAAAGGUCGCGAGCAGCCUUCACCAAUGGAUCACAGGUCCCAAGUCCCCGGGCCUCAUCAUCCUUGAGCACGAACUGUCCAACUUGUCGGUGGACGCGUUCAUCAACGCGUUCCCGCUCAUCCAACAAAACGGCUGGCAGUUCACCCCCGUCACGCGCCUGAACAAGUCCGUGCCGUACCAAAACUCGGAUGACAACACGGACAGCGUCACGCCAGAAUCGGUCGGCGUGCUGGCGGCAGCCACCUCCUCUGCGUCUCCCACCGCGAGCUCUUCUUCCGCUGCAUCCGUGGCGCCCACAUCCGCAUCAUCGCAGGUGACGAGUAUCAAGUCCUCGGUCGUCGCCCAGACGUCGACUUCAUCGUCGGCUGCGGUAACGACUAGUGGCGUUUCCGAGCAGCGGACGUCGAGCGGAGUCUCGAUGCGCGCUGCGUUGGCAGAUCGGUCGUUGGCCUGGACAGCGAUUCUCGCCCUCGUGUUCUCUAUUAUGAUCGUAUAUUAAUUGAAUAUAGGACUUCCUCGUGUGUAGCGGAACAUCGGACCUCUCAUAACUACGGACAUUCCGCAUGCAAAUAGGUGUAUAUUGAUAUAAUUAGCCACGUAUAGAUAAUGUGUCCUCGGUUUUAUCCCAUUUGUCCAUAAUCCCCUGGACCUCUCAACAGCGCCCGUCAUACAGAAAUUGUCCGCGCUAAUCUGGAGUCUCCUUCGAGCCAAACGCGAACCCAAUCGCGCGAGCACCGUCUUUCCUCCGUCUGCGGAAUGACGUGCAGCUGAGCAGGCGCGAUCGACGAGACGCGUUGGCAUUGGGCGAGCGCCGUGGACUGUUCCGCGAUCCGCGCCUCCGCAUGGGCCUCCACGACUAUGCGGCGCACGUUGGCGGGUGAUCGCGGUGUGGCAGACGAAGAGGCAUCGCCGUCGUCUUCGGUUUCGUACCCCAGCAUGUGCAGCAACUGCCCUCGGCUCUUCGAGGU
Punctularia strigosozonata HHB-11173 SS5 is the source of this 1824-nucleotide messenger RNA. Its product is annotated as glycoside hydrolase/deacetylase. Lineage: Eukaryota; Fungi; Basidiomycota; Agaricomycetes; Corticiales; Punctulariaceae. Gene Ontology annotation, cellular component: membrane. The record is from RefSeq and is a predicted model, not a curated record. Gene Ontology annotation, molecular function: chitin deacetylase activity. Gene Ontology annotation, biological process: carbohydrate metabolic process. The transcript is spliced from 7 exons. The annotation marks the transcript as partial.